UUGGCUGAAAUAGAUACGGUUAGGCUAGCGGCUCUGCUCGCUCACCACUACGGCCAAGUCAGCAAAACAAUUCAAAGAGCGCCGAUGAGUUUCUUCUGAUUCACACUUUACGGCUAAUCGAAUAUCCAGUAUGUCGUUCUAAUGAAUGGUGCACUACUCUGUCCUUCUUUCGACCCUAUAGCUUGCUAGAAACAGUAACGUACAACAAAUGGGAUCGCUAGCUGGUUAGCUUGCACACUAGCAGAGCAUCACACAGCACCGGCUCCGAGUGCGAUCAUCAUCAUUAUUCACCUGAGUCCGUCCAGCCUGGCCCAGCUCAAAACUCUGUUGGACCAGUUCAUACGCUAGACAGACAUGUAUCAGCUCCCUGUGAACAACCUCACCAGGAUUCGGAGAGCCAGGAGGCAGGUGAAGAAAGCACUUGGUGACAUUGGGCUAGAAUACUGUAAAGAGGCGGCGGAGGAGUUCAAGGAGUUUUGCCCUAAUGAGCAAUAUGUCAAAGGAACUCUUUGCCUUGAGAUUUCCUCAUGGGACCCAUCAUACUCCAAAACACAGGAAUAUCGAUCCAAGCCAUUUUGCUGCACAGAGUGUCCAUUUUCUUCCAAAUACUACUCAGGCUACAAGAACCACUUUCGCAAUGUACACAGGCAGAAUUUUGAGAACAGCAUCCUGCUUAACUGUCCAUACUGCACCUUCACUGCGAGCAAGAGAACGAUGGAGACUCACGUGAAAAUAUUCCACAUACCGAGUUCAACUCGGCAGAACUACGGGACCAUCCAGGGCGCUGCGGUGGCCCAGAAGGACAAAGUAUGGCCAGACAAAGCUAAACAGGGAGACAAUGUGGAGAAAGCAAUGUACUUUUGCAAAAAAUGCACUUACCGGGACCCUCUAUAUAACAUUGUAAGACGACACAUUUACAGGGAACAUUUUCAGCAUGUGGUCUCCCCCUACCUUGGCAUGGUUUCUGAGUCAUCAGUCAAAAAUGGUGCAAAUUCUGUCAAUGGCAACAACAUCCUAUGUAAGCGCUGCCAGUUUUCCACACGAAGCUACGAGGCAUUAGUGCAGCAUGUGGUUGAGUACCACGAACGCAUUGGCUCUCAAGUCACAAGCAUGAUUGGGCAUGCCAAUGUUAUGGUUUCCAGGUCUCAAGCCUUCCCUGGAAUGUCACAGAAACCCUCCAUAGUGGCAUCCGCGGGCCGUAGCUUAACUUCUGAGCAAAUAGGCCACAUGAUGCGUGGCAACUUAAAACAGGGUCCCUCACUUCUUAAAAAUCAAUCUUCCAUUGCUGGACAUCCGGGGCGUGUCUCAAUUCCUGGAAGUAGCGCCUUGGCUGAAAGCACAUCUUCUGCUGUGAACACAUCCCAAACACAGAAGUGGAAGAUAUGCACUGUAUGCAAUGAGCUUUUUCCAGAAAAUCUCUAUAGUGCUCAUUUUGAAAAGGCACAUAAAGCAAAGAAAGUUUGGGCGAUGGCCAAAUACAUAAUGAAGAUCCACAACUUCACCAGCAAGUGCUUGCUUUGCAAUCGAUAUCUGCCCAGUGAUACAUUGCUUAACCACAUGUUAAUCCACGGGCUCACCUGCCCUCAGUGCCAUUCUGCUUUCCACAACGUUGAGAAGAUGAUUGAGCAUGUCAAGCAGGUUCACCCAGACGACUAUGUUGGGCCUACGGCUACAUCCCCGUUAACCUUUGACCUCACCAUCAAACAAGACAAGUCUAACAACAUACAGCUUGUUGUAAUCACAUUUAACAUGAAGGAGUCCAUCAAUGGUCAGGAUCCAACUGCAUCUGCUCAGAGCAGCAGUCCCCCUUUGGUUAAAGUAACCGUUCCUAAGGUGAUGGACAGGAAAGGAGAGGCACAUGCUAGAAAUCCAACGGCUCUAACUGACAAGAGUGAGGUGGGUAAGACCCUCUGCCCGCUGUGUUUCACCAUCCUUAAGGGCCCCAUCGUCCAUGCCCUCGCCCAGCAUCUACGGGAGCGACACCAAGUGCUCCAGACGAUGCACCCGGUGGAGAAAAAGAUGACAUACAAGUGCAUACACUGCCUUGGGGUGUACACAAGCAACAUGGUGGCCUCCACGAUCACCUUGCAUCUUGUGCAGUGCAGGGCAGUGGGCCGGUCCCAUGCAGGCCAGGGCAUGAAGUCUGCCCUGACUCUGAACUCCUCUGGUGCCGGGUUCCUGAAGAGACGGCUACCCACUCCGACCACAUCAGACCCCAAGAGGUUCAAACUAAACGAUUCGAAGACGACCUCUGCUGCACCCGGGCCCCGGGAUGAUGCAGAUCUCGUGCUGGAUCCUAGAAGUUACGAACAUAAGACGUAUGAGGCCCGUAAAGCCUUCCUCACAGCCUACUUCAACAAGCGCCCUUACCUCUCUCUCAAAGAAGAGGAGAAGCUGUCCGCUAGUCUAUGGCUCUGGAAGUCGGACAUUGCCAGUCACUUUUUAAACAAACGGCGGGUGUGUGAGAGCGACUGUGAGUCAAAGAAAUCUUCUGUGCUGCUUGGCUUUGACAUGCAGGCCCUCAAGAAAAUAAAGCAUGACAUGACAUUCGAGGAAAUCAAACUGGCUGGUACCUCACGCAGACCCGGAGGCCUCAAGUCCGGCACCCCAUCCAUGCACCAAAACAAACAAUGUGAGGCAAUUAACUGUACACUAAAGCUUAGUACAUAUACAGAGACCAUAUCCAUUGACUCGGACAGUGAACCAGAAAUAGAGGAGGGUGUAGUUGAGAAUGUCGAUGACGACAUUCCCAGUGAGGACGUCCAAGAGGUAACGAAAGAAAUCCAGAGCACUACAGAUGGGACUUCCAGAGGGGAGACAAACAAUUUGAAUGAUGGGAAAGCAAAUACUUUGGUAGCACUGUGUUAGUGUCCGUGCUCUGAAGUGUGCCUUGAUUCAGUCCUUUGAAUUUGUGUGAGGAUGGCUGGUGGAGAAAGGUUUCAACAACAGCAACAUUCAGAAUUCAGAUAUUUGGGCUAAUGGCAUGGUACAUGGAAAUACUGUAACAACUAAUACUGACCUUCAUACCAGUAUUGAGAGAGAAAUCAAGCUAUAUUAUUGUGCAAAAAAUUGUAUGGCUUCUGUAAGUGGCAUAAUUUGUGACAUUGUAAAUAAUUUAGGCAUUGUACUUUGUUAGACUAUACAUAUGUUCACUGUUGCUCAUUAGUUCACUGAUUUAUGAAACAAUUUUCCCAAUUUGAUAUUCUUUUUUGUCAUUGUGAAAUGUAACUGUAUUGACAUUUCACUCAUAGAAAAUGUAGGAUAUGCUAAUUGUCUAUGUACACGUUUAAAUAAAUAAGCUUAUUUCCUAAAAA
This is a messenger RNA of Gadus morhua (Atlantic cod), 3314 nucleotides long. It is a transcript of the gene adnpa, whose product is annotated as activity-dependent neuroprotector homeobox a. The transcript has 4 exons. The coding region runs from base 355 to 2868 and encodes 837 amino acids. Gene Ontology annotation, cellular component: nucleus. The record is from RefSeq and is a predicted model, not a curated record. Gene Ontology annotation, biological process: regulation of gene expression. Lineage: Eukaryota; Metazoa; Chordata; Actinopteri; Gadiformes; Gadidae. Gene Ontology annotation, molecular function: DNA binding.